UUCUUGAUGGACAAAUGAAGUAAUGCCAGACGUUUAAGCUCGUUUCACCCCAUUUUAUGAACUUACCCGAUCCCGACGUCACUGUGCGUGUGGCAGCAGAUCAACCCCGCCACGCAGCAGGGAUGUCGCGAGAACACGAAAAAGAAGAAAAAGCAAUAAGCGAAUGAUGUCAGUAAUUGUGGCUGCUGCCCGCCCCAACUUAGAUUUCCUCGACUUUCUUCGUUAUCGAAUAUCCCAAGACCUUGCAAUAGUCCGCAAGCAAAUCCUACCCAGACUGUACGGACCUUGCACGACUCGCUACCGAAAUCUGGGAAGUAAUCGACGGCAUCCCUUCACCUUGUUCAUUCACUGUUUCGUCCCGACCGUACGGCACAGCGCGGCGCAACUCCACACUUCAUCCCACCUCAACAUUCCACCCCCGAGCUUCAGCCUCACAACGCUCCUCUUCCAGAACCUCGCACGGCCACCGACGCCACAAGUCAUAUAAUAAUGUCUUCCCCACCAACACCACCCGAAGAGAAGCAGACGGAAGAGCAAAAGCAAAACCAGAGAGACAAGGUUCUCGCACAGGCAACCGCGAAGCUCCAGGAGGCACAGAAAGAGACCGAAGCUGCGCAGGAGCUCCGCGAGCGGGCCGAGGCGACCGAGGACCCGGAGGAGAAGAAGAAGAUACUCGCCGAGGCCGCGGAGCAUGAGAAAAAGGCUCAGGGGUCGGCGAAGCAGUCCAAGCGGCUGCAGAGCGGCAUUUGGCAGGGCGGCAUUGGCGGCGCAGGCAUCGGAGCCGGACUGGGGACUGGACUGGGUGCCGGCGUGGGUACAUUGGUAGGGGCAGUUGUCGGCGGUGUCACGGCUAUUCCUACGACGGGGCUGGGGCUUCUGGUUGGAGUUGGGACGGGCGCGAUACACGGGCCUUGGUAUAAGUUGGAACAGGAGAAGAAGGAGGCUGAGGAGGCCGAGGCGAAUGGGGAGGAGGAGGGAGAGUCGGAUGAUGGAGAAGGGGACGAGAAGGCUGCCAAGACCGUCAAGGCCGGUUGAGGCCCAGUCCGUCUAUCUGUUUCUUUCUUCCCUUUGUGUUGUUUUUGCUUGACGAGAUACCAUCUGAUGAGGGCUGUAUGAUAUACGGGUGCCAGCUUUUGUUUAUGGGAUGGGGCGGGAGAUCAUGGCUUACGACCGAAAACGACCAUUGCAUAUAGCCUUGCUUUCUCCUUUCCCUUUCCUUUCUGUCCUUCUCUUUUCCAUUAUAUCUAGCAUAGCAACAAGAUUUUGGGUUUCUUUUGGGAUUUAGAUGUUAAAAGGUAUAGGAAAAUACGAGCUAUACGGAUGGGCUAGUGGGGGCCAACACUCGCGCUAGACUGUAGCCUUCAUAUGAAAUAUCGGUAUCAAGAUUUGAAGAUCGUUUGAAUGGGGCACUUCUCAUUAGCUCCAGAAAUUGAAUACAAUACGUAAC
This is a messenger RNA of Colletotrichum godetiae, 1447 nucleotides long. RefSeq lists its product as uncharacterized. Lineage: Eukaryota; Fungi; Ascomycota; Sordariomycetes; Glomerellales; Glomerellaceae. The record is from RefSeq and is a predicted model, not a curated record. Bases 490 to 1035 code for a protein of 181 amino acids. The transcript has a single exon.